AUGGAUAUUGGAACGCAGAUUUUGGAUCUCAAAGAGGACAUUUCGUCCCUGCGCAAUGAUACCAGAGCAGAUAUUAAAACCCUCCGUGAGGAGCUAACUGGGGAGCUAGCUAAACUUAGCAACAAACAAGCAGAGGCUACGCGGCAGAUGGAAGACAUGGGGAAUACGCUAAGCGACACGAUCGAUAGAGUCGCCGCAUUGGAGCACAACCAGCAGCUUAUGACCAAGAAAUGCAAGACUCUCCAAGAAAAAUGCGCGGACUUCGAAAACAGGAGCCGGAGAUGUAAUCUGAGGUUCGUUGGGGUUGUGGAGGACUUGGAGAAGGGGAAUAUGCUUACGUUUCUGCCGGUGUUUAUUCGUGAGAUACUGGGACGCGAAAACUUUGAUUCUCCCCUGGUAAUUGACAGAGCCCAUAGAAGUCUCGGUCCGAAGCCCGCUUCUACAGACAGACCACGCUCGAUAGUGGCUUGUUUCCACUACUUUUCGGAUAGACAGAAAAUACUAGAUCUAGCCAAAUCCAAGGGAAAACUUGUGUAUGACGGGCGACAGGUGCACAUCUUCCCUGACAUGACUCCUGAGGUGGGAAAGAUGCGCGCAGCCUUCAACGACAUAAAGAGAAAGCUCCGCGAUGCUGGAGUGUCAUACAGCCUCUUUUUCCCUGCGAAGCUGGUUGUCACAGUGAAAGGAGAAAGACAUUCAUUUGACUCACCUCAGGCAGCCGAGUCCUUCUACCAACAACAUGUGAAGUAA
This is a messenger RNA of Knipowitschia caucasica, 750 nucleotides long. The record is from the annotation of a GenBank genome assembly. NCBI's taxonomy places the organism in Eukaryota, Metazoa, Chordata, Actinopteri, Gobiiformes, Gobiidae.